Molecule: messenger RNA, 2585 nt
Organism: Perca fluviatilis (European perch)
Lineage: Eukaryota; Metazoa; Chordata; Actinopteri; Perciformes; Percidae
Product: thymic stromal cotransporter homolog
Exons: 7
Coding region: 163-1500 (445 amino acids)
Biological process (GO): transmembrane transport
Cellular component (GO): membrane
Molecular function (GO): transmembrane transporter activity
Source: RefSeq, a predicted model, not a curated record
AGCUUUCAUUUCAAAAACAGACACACUUGUGACUCUGAGGAAGAAACGUCCUCUAUCUGAAUAACUUUAGCAGCUGCGUUGUUGAUGUUGUUCACACAUUCAAUCUGAUUUUGACUUAAAGUUUAAUAAGGAAGUUUUAAGGUUGUAAUUAAAAGUGUAAUCAUGGACCUGUCGGGCCUGUGUCGAACAGGCUUCACGGUGCUCCGGCAGAUAGAGCCGGUUAUUGUGCUCGAGCAGCUGGGCAGCACUCUCUUCGACACCGCCCUGCAGAUGGUGGUCAAGGACCGGAGUGUCAACGCCACCUACCCGGAUGCCCACCUGUCCCGGGAGGGCAGCCAGCAGAAAGCCAUGACGGACUUCUACAUGGUCUACAACCUCAUCAUCCGGCUGGUUCCGAUCCUCCCUGCGCUGCUCCUGGCCAGGUUAGGCGACCGCGGCUGGAGGAGAGCCCCCAUCGUGGUGCCCCUGAGCGGGUACCUGCUGUCCAGGCUCGCCCUGCUCCUGGUGGUCGUCUUUCGGCUCCCGUUGGAGGUGAUGUUCGGCGCGGCGGUUGUCUUCGGGCUGUUCGGCGGCUUCUGCGCCUACUGGCCAGGCGUGAUGACCCUGGCCUCGCUCGGCUCCAAUGCCACUGACCGGUCUAAGGUGAUGAUGAAAGUGGAGCUGCUGUAUGGGGCAGCAGGUCUGGUGGGCAGCCUGGUGUCGGGUCAUAUGUUCCUGCUGUACAGCUUCAGUUUGGAACAUGGGACCAUCCUGCUCACUGUGAGCGCACUGCUGCACCUGCUCUGCCUCAUACACUCCAUAUUCCUGCUGCAGGUGAAACAAGUACCUAACACAGAGCCAGAGGACAAUUGCCACCUCAUUCCUCCCGCCUCCAGUGAAGCACCUGCGGAGGCUCCUCUUGGGGAAAACAUGGUGAAUGUGGUUCUGCUGUUUGCAGCUGCUAUAUUGUACAACUCUGCAGUGGGUGGAGCCAUAGAAAUACUGGGCAGUUUUGUGCUGAAAGAGCCACUCAACUGGAGCGCCACUCAGGUGGGUUAUGGGAACGCAGCAGGCUGCAUGAUUUUUCUCACCAGUUUUGUCGGCGUCAUGGUGUUUCGUCGCUGCGUCAGCGACGUGAUGCUCAUCCUGAUCGGCAUGCUGUCGUUCGCCUCGGGAAUUUACUUCAUGUCCUUUGUGACGGCCACCUACAUGUUCUACCUCGCUCGCUCACUCAAUCUGUUUGCUCUCAUCCCGAUGCCCACCAUCAGAUCCCUGCUCUCACAGCAGGUUCCAGCAUCCUCGUGUGGCACCACUCUCACCUUCCUGCAGUUUGCUCUGAAGAUUGCCGGUCUGGCGUACAUCCCCGCCUUUACCAAGAUCUAUCAGGGAACCCUGGGCUGGUUCCCAGGCUUCGUCUUCACGCUCUCCAGCAUCAUUACAGUACUGGGAAUGAUACCCAUCAGUAUCGUCUGCUGCAGAACAGCUCAGACGCGACAGUACAUGAGGAUUCAGGGUAACUGAGGGCGAAGACGUCAGCGCCAGCAGUGAGUUAGUGUUGGUACGAGGCAGACGGGAAGCGAGACUUGAAACGGGCCAAAAGGAGAACGGUGCCUUUAAUCUCACUUCCUAUAACGGUAAACAUUUAGAGACUGCAGGAGAGGAGUUGUGGCAGGCUUUGGCAGGAGGAACAGACAGCAGGAUGGACAAAAAAGUUUAGAACGAUUGGACUUUUGACAGAGAUACGGGCAAACGUUAUCAACCAAUAGGAUUCAUCAGCCAGUGCCACGUCGUCAACAACACACCCAACAUAUUAAUAAUCGGUGAUUUCAACAUAAUGUCGAUUUUUCAUUGAAAUGUGUCAGACAUUGAAAAGUGAUAUUUUAAAUCACCUUUAUUUCAGGUUUUUUUCAAGUGUUUACUCACUUGUGCAUUUUAUCAUAUGUUUUCUGUUCACUUGUCUUGUUGAUUUUUUACAGUUAUGUGUUUGGUCAGUUCAUUUUAAAUUGGUUGGAAAGCACUUUUAACUCAUUUGAAAGGUUACAUAUACAGUAUAUCUGACUGACUUAUUGCUUGGAUUUUUGCUUGUGUGAUUUCAUUUAACAAAACAUUUUAGAAAUUUAGAUAUUUUUAAUAACUACAGUUACAUAUAAUAAUUCAUAUCUACUGUAAUUAUGCAUUUGAGAUAAGGCUGCAAGUGUCAUUUUGCAUCCUGGUACUAGACCAGACUAAGACGAUGCAGACUGCAUUGUUAUUUUUGUGUUAUGCAUUCAUUUAUUAUUGCACUUUUAAUUGUUGACACUUUUCUUAAAAACGCACAUACAAAAGCGUUGCUGUCAGCGAGUUUAAAUAAAGGUUACUACACCUAAGGUACAGUUUAUGUCGGUGUAAGGGUGGGAACAAAAUGUCAAAUAUUUGCAUUAAUGAACCAUGAGUAUGCAAGUUGGGUAAAAGUUUAGUUUUUGUAUUUUUUUAAGGAAUAUUAUAUUAUAUAUUACUUAAAUUUUAAGGAAUUUACUUUGAUUUUGUCUAUAUGAAACCAACUUGCUGCAAUGUAUUAUGCAAUUUACUUUUAUUAUGACAAUAAAGGAGAUUUUACACAUUUAAAA